AUGGCGCCUCACCGAUUUUCAGUGGCAUCACUGCUUGUUCUCCUCUUUUUAGUCGCGACUGUUGAUUCUGCUAUCAUCCAAAAGCGAGUUACCUCAUCGACUGUCGGUGUAUCAAAGAUUUCGUCUUCAUCGAAGGUUUCGUCUUCAAAGGUUUCUUCUUCCGCCACCGGUACCUCUAAACCGAAGACAAGUUCAACCAAGGCAGCCACUACUUCUUCGGGUGCAUCGAAGAUCUCAUCUGGUGCUGCUGGUAUCUCUAACCCAAGAACGGGUUCGACUACUUCGGCCACUGCUUCUUCGGCUGCUACUGGAUGGUAUGCUAUUCCCCAAAAGAACAUCCCCGCCAAUAGAGCAGGAGCAAUCUCGGACAAGCAAAAGAACUUCGGUUAUGGACCAGCCGUUGCAGGUGGGCCUUACUUCCCUAACGGUACCCUUGGUAAUACCUUGAUCCAGAAUGACAUCUCGAGCCUCCAGAACGAGACGGGUCCGCAACGCAGUGCCUCCGAUUCGGACGAGGCAAUGGCUGCUUCUGACAUUGGAAAAUACAAUGGCCUGAAGACAUUGGAUGACUACACACUGCUUUACGACGAUGAAUGGACAAACACUUUGUCUACUGGUCCGAUACCUGGCAUUCUCACAAACUACACCCAAGACCUGUUGUUCUCCAUGGAGCGUCUUUCUCUUAGCCCUUACCAGAUCCGCAGACUGAACUCCAGCAAAGAUACUCUAAACUUCAAGGUCGAUGACAAGAUCUCGAAGAAUAUCACCGGCAUGACAUUGCAGCAGUUGUUCACGUCUGGCCGCCUGUUCUAUGCAGACUACAGAGAUCAAGCCAAGCUUGCUUCCACUACCGAAGCUCGUUACUCGGCCGCUGUUGAUGCUUACUUCUACAUCAACCAGACUUCUGGAGACUUCCUUCCUCUUGCCAUUCGCACAAACCAAGGAGCAAGCCUGAUCUAUACACCUGCCGACAGUCCUAAUGACUGGUUGCUCGCAAAGAUCAUGUACAACGUCUGUGACUUGUGGUUUGCACAGUGGGAGCACUUAGCGAGAACUCAUGAAGUCGUUCAGAUCGUUUACAUGGCAGCUAUUCGAACACUGAGCGACGACCACCCUGUGAAAGCUGUGCUUGAUCGACUGAUGUACCAAGUCUUUGCAAUCCAGCCCUUGGCAGCUCAAGUCUUGUUCGCACCUGGUGGUGUCGUCGACUUGGCCUUCCCAUACACAUAUCAGUCUGCGCAAAACUACAGCAGCAACUACUACUUCACUCGUAGCGGUGCUUUCCAGUCGGGAACCUUCCUCAACGAUCUUACCAAACGUGGAUUGAUUAACGCCAAGGUCGGUCCGCAGCUCAAGAACUUCCCAUACUACGAGGAUGCUUCUGUCAUCUAUGGUGCCCAGCGUACCUUCAUGAGCUCCUUCAUCAACUCUUACUACUCGCAAAAUUCGGUGGUCGUGGCGGAUAAGGAGAUUCAGGCUUGGGUCAAGGAGUGCAAUGGAAUUGCCAAGGUCAUGGACUUCCCAGCUGCCAUUUCGACGAAGACCACACUUGUUGAUGUCCUAGCUCACAUGGCUCACCUCUCGUCGACCGCUCACCACACUGUCAACACCAACGAGCUUAUGUCCGCAUCAGCUACCCUCCCCUUCCACGCAAUGUCUCUGUACAGUCCUGUCCCCAAGCAGAAGGGUGUGACAAACCUUGUUGCCUUCCUUCCCCCACUCCAGAAAGCCGAGGAGCAGAUCGGUAUCAACGCUCUCUUCUCUCGCAACUACCUUGCUGGCACCAACCGCACACUAAGUCACAUGUUCGACGACGCCGCUAUGCUCAAGCGCAUGAAUGCCAAUACCAGAACCGCGGCUACGACGUUCAAGAGUGCUAUGGAUUCUUUCAGCAAAACCGUUAAGGCUAGAAAGUUUGACUCCAAGGGCUUAAGUCAGGGUAUGCCGUUCUUGUGGAAGGCAUUAGAUCCCAAUGUUGCACCUUUCGGUGUUACGGUCUAA
Messenger RNA from Aureobasidium vineae, 2001 nucleotides. The record is from the annotation of a GenBank genome assembly. NCBI's taxonomy places the organism in Eukaryota, Fungi, Ascomycota, Dothideomycetes, Dothideales, Saccotheciaceae.